AUGAAGUGUAACCAUCCUCAGUUACUUAUGUUACUUAAACCUAUUAACCAUGGUUUAACACUUGGUUAUUUAAAUAUAUCUGAAAGAGGAGAUCAGACUGGAGGCUCAGGUCUGGGGAUAGCAGGAAUUAUUGAUAAGGAAUAUUCAGAUAUAGCUUCAUUUAUUGAAAAUAUACUCGAAUCAAAUGACGUCGAAAUUUUUAAGAAGCUUCAAGUAAAACAGUUACUCUUUGGUUAUAAAAUAGACUUUUUGGAAGAACUUGCUGAAAUUGAUGAUGCUGUCUAUAAGUAUUUACCAGAUGCUACAUUUGGUCUGUUUUAUAAGAAAAAUAAUAGUGUUGUUAAAAACAUUGUAAUGAAUACAGGAAUCAAAGAUAAAAAAGCAUUUGGUUUGAUUCAGUCAAUAGACAAUAAAACAAAAUUGGAUAUCUGGCCACAUGAAUAUUGUAACAUGAUAAAUGGAUCAGAUGGCAUUGGCCAUCCUCAACCAAUAAAUGAAGAUGUAAAGUUAAAAUUCUUUGUUCCUCUAUUACAAAGAUCAUUUACUCUAGAUUAUGUGCGUGAUACAGAGAUUGAAGGCAUUCCCACAAUGGAAUUCACUGUUCCUUCAGAUACUUUCAAUACCCAAAGUACAUCCUCUGAACAAAAAUGUUUUUGUGAUAUUAAAAAAUGGUGUGAUGGUAAAGGAGUCUUUUCAUAUAAAUUAAUAGAUGCUGUAUCAGUUCUUGUAUCCAGACCUUACUUUGUUGGAGCAGAUUCAAAGUUUCGUAUUUUUAAGGAAUUUGACCAAGAUGAAGAUAAAUAUAAAAUACAUUUUCAGAUACAACCUGUAAGUCAUGUUAAUUUAGAAAUGAAUCAGAUAUGUUUUUAUAAUUUCAUUAAAUUAUUAUUGAAAUAUUAGAUAAAUACAUUUGAUUCAGUAUUCAUUGUAUGAAGAAUACAGUGGA
Molecule: messenger RNA, 946 nt
Organism: Centruroides sculpturatus (bark scorpion)
Lineage: Eukaryota; Metazoa; Arthropoda; Arachnida; Scorpiones; Buthidae
Product: lysosome membrane protein 2-like
Exons: 7
Coding region: 1-900 (299 amino acids)
Cellular component (GO): membrane; cytoplasm
Molecular function (GO): scavenger receptor activity
Source: RefSeq, a predicted model, not a curated record